Messenger RNA from Lampris incognitus (smalleye Pacific opah), 2691 nucleotides. RefSeq names its product karyopherin alpha 6 (importin alpha 7) (gene kpna6). The transcript is spliced from 14 exons. Bases 105 to 1721 code for a protein of 538 amino acids. NCBI's taxonomy places the organism in Eukaryota, Metazoa, Chordata, Actinopteri, Lampriformes, Lampridae. Gene Ontology annotation, molecular function: nuclear import signal receptor activity; protein binding. The record is from RefSeq and is a predicted model, not a curated record. Gene Ontology annotation, biological process: NLS-bearing protein import into nucleus. Gene Ontology annotation, cellular component: nucleoplasm; nucleus; cytoplasm.
CGCGAUUACUUUCAAGAGCAAAUUCUGGAACGCUAGAGGAGCAAAGGAUUUAACGACUGAUUCGUUUCUGUGCGACGAGAGGCAAAUCAACCAUUUAGGACACAAUGGAGCCGUCAAGCAGUCCGGCCAAGGAUAACUACAGGAUGAACCGUUACAAGAACAAAGCCCUGAACCCAGAGGAGAUGAGACGCAGGAGAGAGGAAGAGGGUAUCCAGCUCAGGAAACAAAAACGAGAACAGCAGCUCUUCAAGAGGAGAAAUGUGGACAUUCUCAAUGAAGAGGCAGCUAUGUUUGAGAGUCCACUGGUGGAUUCUUAUCUCACCUCCCCUGUAACAGAAGGAGUGAUCACCAGAGACAUGGUGGAGAUGCUUUUCUCAGAGGACCCUGAGCUCCAGCUCACCACAACACAAAAGUUUAGAAAACUACUUUCCAAAGAGCCCAAUCCACCAAUCGAUGAGGUCAUAAACACACCAGGGGUAGUGGAGAGGUUUGUAGAGUUCUUGAAGAAGAGCGUCAAUUGCACACUACAGUUUGAGGCAGCUUGGGCCCUUACCAACAUAGCAUCAGGCACAUCCAUGCAGACAAAGACUGUAAUUGAGGCUGGAGCAGUGCCUAUCUUCAUAGAACUUCUUAAUUCUGACUUUGAGGAUGUCCAGGAACAGGCUGUUUGGGCCUUAGGUAAUAUUGCAGGAGAUAGCGCUGUGUGCAGAGAUUAUGUGCUCAAUUGCAAUAUCCUCCCACCGCUAUUAAUGCUUCUGGCCAAAUCUACGAGACUGACCAUGACAAGGAAUGCAGUAUGGGCACUGUCUAACCUCUGUAGGGGAAAGAACCCUCCACCCGUCUUUGAAAAGGUGUCACCCUGUCUGCCAGUGCUGUCUAGACUUUUAUUUAGCAGUGACCCAGACUUGCUGGCAGAUGCCUGUUGGGCUCUUUCCUACCUCUCAGAUGGACCCAAUGACAAAAUCCAGGCAGUCAUUGACUCUGGUGUCUGCAGGCGCCUUGUAGAACUACUUAUGCACACCGACUUUAAGGUGGCCUCCCCGGCCUUGAGAGCUGUAGGAAACAUUGUCACUGGGGAUGACGUUCAAACACAGGUGGUGUUGAACUGCUCGGCCCUCCCCUGCCUGCUGCACCUCCUCAGCAGCGCUAAAGAGUCCAUUCGGAAAGAAGCAUGCUGGACCAUAUCCAAUAUCACAGCAGGAAACAGAGCGCAGAUACAGACGGUGAUUGAUGCCAACAUUUUCCCAGUGCUGAUUGAUAUCCUUCAAAAGGCCGAGUUUAGGACCAGGAAGGAAGCAGCGUGGGCCAUUACCAACGCCACCUCUGGGGGAACACCAGAGCAAAUCAGGUAUCUGGUGAACCUGGGCUGCAUCAAGCCUCUUUGUGACCUGUUGACAGUGAUGGACUCUAAGAUAGUGCAGGUGGCUCUGAACGGCCUUGAGAACAUCCUGCGGUUGGGAGAGCAGGAGGCCAAGCAGGAGAACAACGGCACUGGAGUCAAUCCCUACUGCAGCCUUAUUGAGGAGGCCUAUGGUCUAGACAAGAUUGAGUUCCUCCAGAGUCAUGAAAACCAGGAGAUCUACCAGAAAGCCUUUGACCUUAUUGAGCACUACUUUGGAGUGGAAGAAGAGGAUGCCAGCCUGGCACCGCAAGUGGAUCAGGCAAACCAGCAAUUUCUUUUCCCCCAGCAAGAGGCCCCUAUGGAGGGCUUCCAGCUAUAAAUCAGCUCUCCUUCCAAAAAUGCACCAUUUAUCCCUAUACCUUUCCAUACCAUGGAGGAUUUCCUGAUGCCUGAGUCAUGAAGUCCAUGCUCCCUACCCCUGACUGAUCUACCACUAUCUAUGCCUAAACACCCCCUGCUUCCAGUGGAGGGGAGCUUAAAUGGUGUACCCUUUCAUUCUAUCCUGCUCUCCAGCCUACAAGUGUGCCCCCAGCUAUUGUUCUGGCUUGUUGCUAGUGGUACAUCCCAUCGAUAUCCUGUAAAAGUGCUUCAUAUAGACAACCUGGCUGAGUGGAGAGAGGCAGACAAACUCAAUCUCCAACACGGUUAAUAGAGGAAGUAAUUGCCUCAACGCCCCAAAGUAUGAGUCUAUCCUGGCUUAAAACGCACACAGAGACAACUUUCUAACUAUCAGUUACCCCCCUGAGAUAUAUUUUGUUAGCAGGGGCAAAGGUCUUCUGGUUCAUAUCUUUUUAUAUUGAUUAUUACUCCGAGAUUAUUUUUUUCACCCUAACGGGACGUUCCCCUCUUGAGGAUUUCCCAUGCAUCAAGUCUGGGGUUGGGGUGUGCGUCAGAUGCAUGCUCCUUAUGUUGUCAUUCUGACAUAGUGCAAUUUAAAGAAAAUCAACUUGUAUUGAUUUUCAGUAUAUUUUUUAUCAAUCAUUACCCAACCCUUAUUUAUCUGCUCCUUUUUAGCAUCUCCCCCCAUCUGUUCCGGAAAGCACUCUCCCAAGAGGCCCUGUGAGCUCGAUAUCAAGGGCUGGGUUUCCUAAAAAAACAAGUAUAAGAACAAGAGGUGUUGCUGCACCUGGGAUGCAGUGGCAAUACUCGUCAUGGUGGCUUUCUAUUAGACGUGUGAGGCUCCACUAAGUUUUGGGGGCUGUCUAGAGCCCCAAGUCUGAUGCCCAAGCAAAGACACACUCAAAGCGGAGGAAAAGCGUGGUCUCCUUUACAUCAUAUUGUUCCCAUCU